CCUCCGUUUCUCUUCUCUUUUAAACCCUCGAGCUUCAAGUUGUGUAGGUUUUUCCGGUUUACCCCCGCCCUUUCUUUCCCUCUUAUUUUUGUUUUUUUCUUCUUCCUCCACAUCGGACGUUUUCCAUCGCCUACACCAGUACACUGCUCUUCUUUUUCCUUCCGCUGGAUUUCUUGCGGACUCUGGUUAUGGCGGUUUCCGUUACUCAAGACUAAAGGAAGCUGCUUUUGCAAAAUUGCAUCAGGACUUCAGGAGUGGUCUGGGCAAUCAUUCACUGCGCCUUCAAUAGCAGUGUCAAGUGUUAACUAUAGAAAUCCCCGUGUAGUUUUUAGACACAUUUUGUUGUUGAACGCUGGAAGGCAGUGUGUCUGAUCAAAGUAUUGUGAAGGAAGAGAGUUUUGGAAAUCACUGAAAUGGCUAACAGCAAAUACGAGUACGUGAAGUCAUUUGAAGUUGAAGACGAGGUGACGCCGCCCAAUAUCAUUGUUGUUCGAAUUGAGGGCAGGGACUUCGAAAGGAGAAAAAAGAAAGAGAGGGGAGGGACAUAAAAAGACAAAAAAGGUAUUUUUCAUCAUCUAUACUCUGAUUGUGCUUACUCUCCAUCUUUUUGUAGAUUUUCUGCAGUUCAUGAGUUUGAGAAACCCAAUGAUGAGAAAGCCGUAAAAUUGAUGAACUCCUGUGCAACUUCUGUAUUAGAAGAGUAUCCAGAUAUUGUUUUUGCAUAUGGAUACGGCCAUGAGUACAGUUUUGUUUUCAAGAAGACAUCCAAGUUCUACCAGAGGCGAAGCAGCAAGAUACUGUCCCUCAUUGUAUCAUUCUUUUCUUCUGUCUAUGCCACUAAAUGGCAAGAUUUCUUUCCCCAUCAGGAGUUGAAAUAUCCCCCUUCAUUUCAUUCACGGAUUAUAUGCUGUGCAGCAACAGAGGUUCUUCAGACAUAUCUUGCAUGGAGACAAAAUGAUUGCCAUGUUCGUAACCAGUAUAAUACUUGUUUCUGGAUGCUGGUUGGAAAAGGUGGGAAGACAGAAAGGGAAGCAGAAGACAUCUUAAAGGAUGCUCAAAAACAAGAUAGAAAUGAACUUCUUUUUCAACAGUUUGGAAUCAACUACAAAAAUGGAGCUGAAAUGUUUCGUCAGGGAUCUUGUAUUCUCAAGAAGAAGGUGGAAGAUAUUGUGAAGUACAGUGAGGAUGGUAUUCCUGUUAAGAGGCUACGGAGAAAGGUGAUUGACAUCAACUCAAAAAACAUAGCCAGUAGAAGUUUUUGGAAUGAGAACCCUAGUCUCCUUGAAGAGCUGGGUAGUUUUACUCAGGAUGUUGACAAAAUUAAACCAGAUUAUAUAAGGUCUUUUUUAUUUGAAAACAAGUUGAUGCCAUCUACUUGGAUUGUGAUUAGAAUCGAUGGCUGCCAUUUUCACAGGUAAAAUUGGUCAUCAUGCUGCUUCUAUUCAUUUGGACUGUGCUUGUUUCCCUUGGCUGCUAGUCAAUGGAAGUUGAAACCCUCCUCAAGAACUCAACCUAGAAGCUUUAGCUGAUAGAUUUUCUGAAGUUCAUGAGUUUACAAAGCCGAACGAUGAGCAAGCUCUUAAACUUAUGAAUUCAUGUGCUGUCACUGUGUUGGAAGAGUUUGAAGAUGUUAAAUUCUCCUAUGGGGUCAGUGAUGAGUACAGCUUUGUUUUGAAGAAAAAUUCGCAGCUAUAUCAAAGAAGAGCCAGGUUGUUUCCCAUGACUUUUCUCCUUUUUUAAUUGAAUACAUCAACUUGAAGUGAAGAACUAAAUUUGGAAAUCUGGAGGUCUAAUUGAUGGUUUCAUAUAUCGUAAGUAGUAGUGCAACUAAGCAGAUUAUCUUAAUCAAGUGAUCUAUGCCACCAUAAGCACUCUCUGCAGACAAUCAAGUCGGCAUGAAACUGAUUGGAAAUCUCUGUUAGAACUUCCUCUAUUCAGUUCAUAUGGCUGGUUUUCUCAACUCAAGAAUGUGGCUUGUAAGAAGUAAAAUUUGAGACACACACAACAUGAAUGCUUAUAUGCCCUCUAUAAAGCUUUAUGAAGCAUAUUAUUAAUGAUUUGAUUUCUUGUGAGAAAAAAAAGCUAUUAAAUAAUGUUAGCAUGAUCAUCCUAUUUUUUGAGUGCAAUACCCAAAUUUUUUACUCCUCCACAAGAUUUCUGACUCUUCAAGACCACCAUUAUUCCAUAAUUUUGCUUGAGAAGAAUUGCAUUGAAUGGGUCCUUUCUAAUUUGACUUUGAUUUAUAGUCGGAUAAUUUGAUGUCUACAGUGAAAUAGUAUCUGCCAUUGUGUCAUUCUUUACUUCAGCAUAUGUAAGGAAAUGGAGAGAAUUUUUCCCGGAUAAAGAGUUGAAAUAUCCUCCAUCUUUUGAUGGACGGGCUAUAUGCUAUCCAUCAUCCAAGAUUCUUCGAGAUUAUCUAGCAUGGAGACAAGUUGAUUGUCACAUCAAUAAUCAGUACAACACUUGUUUUUGGGCACUUGUUAAGUCUGGAAAAAGCAAGAGUCAAGCUCAAGAUUAUUUAAAGGGUACCCAAGCUCUGGAGAAAAAUGAAUUGCUUAGAAAAGAAUUUGGAAUUGAGUAUGAUGCAUUGCCAGUCAUGUUUAGGCGGGGUUCUUCAGUUUUCCGGACUAAGGCUAAUAAGGCUCAGACGCCCGAGAAUGGUGCUUCUGCUGAGAAACUUCAAACCGAAAUAAUUGUUGAUUUCUGUAAUAUAAUUGAGCAGAGCUUUUGGGAAGCAUAUCCAAGCAUUCUUGAUGAGGAAGCCGACUAACCCAGAAGUGCAUUUUGGGCUCAUCUGAAAACUUCUGCCAUUGCUUUUCUCUACCUUUUUUUUUUUUUUUUUUUUUUGAACUUUCCAAAGCAUGUAUAGGAUUCUAGUAUUUAAAACAUAACAUCCAAAAAGCAAAUAAACAGUUCUUCUACGU
This is a messenger RNA of Rubroshorea leprosula, 2924 nucleotides long. NCBI's taxonomy places the organism in Eukaryota, Viridiplantae, Streptophyta, Magnoliopsida, Malvales, Dipterocarpaceae. The record is from the annotation of a GenBank genome assembly.